AUGGCGCCGCAGAAGGCCGCCACGGUGGUUUGGUGCGCAUUAUUUUGUUUUAUUUUGUCUUUUUACCCUGUUUUUUGCGAUAGUUUCCGAAUACCCUUCACUAGGGAACAGCUCCUGAACAUCAGGGAAACAACUCCUACGGAUUUGUUUCCCACUUUUUUCGACCAUUCUGCCGAUUUAUUGGUUUUCCUCACCAGAGGUGCCCUCGCCCUUGCCCUCGCAGCGAAACGCCGGCGGAGGGGGAAACGUGCCGGUGCGCUUGUGCGUCUCCGUCAGCGCGGUCACCGCACACCGCUGCCGGGCAUAUUCCUCUCCAAUGUGCGCUCACUGUCCAACAAAAUUGAUGAACUCCAGCUGCUGAUGGGGAAACGCCGAGACUGCGCCACAUCUGCAGUUUUGUGUUUUACGGAGACGUGGUUAUGUGGAUCGAUACCGGACUCUGCGCUGCAGCUGGCAGGCUUCCAACUCUUCAGAGCGGAUCGUAACACGGAACUCUCCGGCAAGACUAAAGGUGGUGGAAUCUGCUUUUACACCAACAGUGGCUGGUGUAACGAUGUGACAGUGAUUCAGCAGCACUGCUCUCCUGAUCUGGAAACUUUUUUCAUCAACUGCAAACCCUUUUACUCGCCCCGUGAGUUCGCCUCAUUCAUUCUGGCCGGUGUUUACAUCCCACCGCAGACCAACGUGCAGGACGCACAGCGCACGCUCGCCGACCAGAUACUGCGUGUGGAGCAGACAUUCCCGGACUCUUUAGUUAUUGUCCUCGGCGACUUUAACAAAGGUAACCUCACCCACGAACUCCCAAAAUACAGACAACUUAUAAAAUGUCCGACCAGAGAGGACAAUAUUUUGGAUCACUGUUACACCACCAUCAGCAACGCUUAUCACGCCGUCCCCCGCGCUGCACUGGGCCACUCUGACCACGUCAUGGUCCAUCUGAUUCCUGCAUACAGACAGAAACUCAAACUCUGUAAACCAGCUGUGAGGACAUCAAAGCAGUGGAGCAGUGAGGCUGUGGAGGAUCUUAAGGCGUGUUUGGAGACUACUGACUGGGAUGUUUUCAGGACUGCCACCACCAGUCUGGAUGAGUACACAGAGACUGUGACUUCUUAUAUCAGUUUCUGUGAGGACUGCUGCAUACCAUCACGCACCAGGGUGAGCUACAACAACGACAAACCCUGGUUCAGUCCUAAACUCAGACAGCUGAGGCUGCAGAAGGAAGAGGCAUUCAGGAGCGGGGACAGGGACAGGUUUAAGGAGUCAAAGUACAGGUUUAGCAAGGCGGUGAGGGACGCUAAACGGCUGUACUCUGAGAAUCUCAAAAAACAGUUCUCAGCCAACGACUCUGCAUCUGUCUGGAAGGGGCUCAGGCAGAUCACCAACUACAAACCUAAAUCCCCCCACUCUGUCAACGACCUGCGUCUGGCAAACGAGCUGAACGACUUCUACUGCAGAUUUGAAAGACAAUGGGACAGUCCUAACAUCAACAUCAACACCAUCCCCCGCCACCACCAGCCCCUGCCCUCCUGCACCCCCAUCCCCACCUCAGCGGGGGCCUGCCCCCACCCUCAACUGCCCACAUUGAAGGACCCCCUUUCAGCUGAACCGCCAGCUGCUGAGUGGCCGGCAGCAGAAGGCUGUUUCUGCACGGAGCAGCUCCCACGGGGGAACCGGAAAGAUGAAGGCCUCCGGAAAACCUUUGAGCUGCUGGAAGAGUCGAGGCGUCCUCGGGAGGACGGGUAG
Messenger RNA from Menidia menidia (Atlantic silverside), 1743 nucleotides. NCBI's taxonomy places the organism in Eukaryota, Metazoa, Chordata, Actinopteri, Atheriniformes, Atherinopsidae. The record is from the annotation of a GenBank genome assembly.